UUGUACUGGUUUUUGCGCAGGUAGUCAAGCUGACCUUGCUUGGCAUAAUAAAGUCUACCUUAUUUCCGCCUUCAAACUAAUCAUUUUUCUCUGGCAGAGAUAACCAUCUCAGGCGCCAAAUACUGCCCUCAUACGCGCUGUAUUCGAACCUACCCCCUCAAACGACUUUUCAGGUCUCUGCGCCGAGUGCAGCAUGCGCAGCGGUUACAAAGUCUUCCUCGCUAUCGCGCAGACAUUUCUUUUACAGCCAAAUAAUGGACGCGGUUCUCCGAUCUCGGUCUACAAUUUACCGGAUCAAUUUGACGGCUCUCUAACCUUAGUCUGGGCUGAUGGAACCAAUGGUACUGGAACACCCUCUGCGGAACGUGCUAGAUACUGCCAGAAUAGUGCGCGCCACUGCUUAAAAGGAUCCGCUAUGCAUCGCAGCCCUGAUCUGGUAUCCCGCCGGGCGUUGCGGAGGACUUUGACAUCCGUUCGCCUUGACCGGACCAUCGUGUUCACUACUCAUUUCUUGGACGAAGCUGAUUUGUUGGCCGAUAACAUAGCCAUUUUGGGAUACAGCGUCCAAGUCAUGUUCAACCUGCUUGAUUUGGCUGAGAAGGACCUUCCAAAAGUAUUCUCCGAAACUUUGGAUGGUAUUCAUGAAGUUGGUCCCCAGCGUUAUAUGCCACUCUCCUCGCCGAGCCAGGCAUCAUACCACCUCGCGUCAAGGGAUCCUGCUGUUGUGGAGAAGGUCCUCCAGCUGUUGGAUCAGAAGCGCGACGCUCUUUGCGUCGCGCCCUGCGAUAUAGCACCGAGAGGUCCAUUUCAAGUUCAGGCGGCCCCGCCCGGCUUAACUGGUCCGACUGCGAUGAACCUGGCAACAAAUAUACUUUAUAAUCGGGCAUUGAACGCUUCUGGGGACAUUGAACACCCGCCGAACCUCAUUUACGCGAGCUAUGCUGCUUUCCUUGAUCUUGCUUCGGGGACCCUGGUUGAUCUCAAGUGGGUGGUGUUCUUUGGGGCCGCUAUGUUUGGCUUUCCCGCGCCAUCAUGCGAUUUGGAGAUCCCAUCCUCUACCUCUUGUCGAUUCCUCAACACCCAGGGGCGGCGGGUACGAAUGGAUAAGUUGCCGGCCAGCUUCGAGGCUAACCGACCUGCCGCUGCCGCUGAAGCGUACGCGGUGGCCAACUUCAGCGAUGUGUUGCGUCUUCUUCGUCUGGCAAAGACUUUUGGGGGCAAUAAAGUCGUUGAUGACGUGUCCUGCGGGGUGCCUCAACCUGAUUCAACCGCGCGUCUAUUUUUGGGAGUCUGCCUGCAGUUUACUGCGAUCGACUCUCAGCUGACUGUUCGGGAACACCUCAUGAUCUGUGGACGCCUCAAAGGCCCGAGCAGAGGCUUUGAACUGAAGUCAAAUGUCGAGGCACUCAUCAUUGCAACAUCAUUGCAUGCGUACGCUGGCAGACUAGCGAGUCAACUAUCCUGCGGGAAUCAGCGCAAGCUCUCUCUUGCUAUCGCCCUCAUUGGUAACCCCUCCGAUGUUCUCAUUGAUGAGUUUUCUACGGGAGUAUAUGCGAAGAUGAAAAGAUAUAUGAGGGGCACUCUCCGGAAUGUCGCUGCCGGAAAAGCAAUUGUUAUCGCAACGUAUUCCAUGGAAGAAACUUCAGCUCUGGCCGAUAAGGUUGGCAUCAUUUUUAAACAAUUACUGGCUGUUGGUACAAUCGACAACCUGGUCUCGCGUUAUGCCACGUACCAAGUGCAUUUCUCUUGUCCGACACGAGAGGACGUGAUUAGAGCUCAGGUCCUCAUGAGUCGGAUUCUAUACUCCCGUCUAGCUGACGAUGUUGCUGCACGCUUUGAAGUUCCUAUACCAGAAGGCAGCGGGUUCACCCUGGCGCAAUUGUUCAUAUUCUCUCGCCCCAGGGCGAUUUCCAGGAGAAAAGGCGGCGCUAUUAGAGGUAAUAAUGUUAUAGAGGAGGACAAUUCCCCUGGACAAUGCAGGUGUCAGUUGUGGUAG
Suillus plorans is the source of this 1996-nucleotide messenger RNA. RefSeq names its product P-loop containing nucleoside triphosphate hydrolase protein. Gene Ontology annotation, cellular component: intracellular membrane-bounded organelle; membrane. Gene Ontology annotation, biological process: lipid transport; transmembrane transport. NCBI's taxonomy places the organism in Eukaryota, Fungi, Basidiomycota, Agaricomycetes, Boletales, Suillaceae. The transcript is spliced from 11 exons. The coding region runs from base 194 to 1996 and encodes 600 amino acids. Gene Ontology annotation, molecular function: ABC-type transporter activity; ATP binding; ATP hydrolysis activity. The record is from RefSeq and is a predicted model, not a curated record.